This is a messenger RNA of Hevea brasiliensis (rubber tree), 1392 nucleotides long. RefSeq names its product callose synthase 11-like. The record is from RefSeq and is a predicted model, not a curated record. Bases 1 to 1392 code for a protein of 463 amino acids. Gene Ontology annotation, cellular component: plasma membrane. The transcript has a single exon. NCBI's taxonomy places the organism in Eukaryota, Viridiplantae, Streptophyta, Magnoliopsida, Malpighiales, Euphorbiaceae. Gene Ontology annotation, molecular function: glucosyltransferase activity.
AUGAGUCGGGGACCUACUGCACCCACACUUGCCCGCAAUGACUUCCACGAGCCACCACCUCCAUUUCUGGACGUUUACAACAUAAUCCCUAUCCAUGACCUCCUAUCUGACCAUCCGUCCCUCCGGUACCCUGAGGUGCGAGCCGCCGCCGCCGCCUUAGGAGACGUCAGUAGCCUGUCGAGGCCGCCGUUUGUUACUCGGGACCUGCACAUGGACUUGAUGGACUGGUUGGAAGUGCUCUUCGGGUUUCAAAGUGACAACGUGCAGAACCAGAGAGAGCACCUGGUGCUCCACCUAGCCAAUUCCCAAAUGCGGCAGAAACCGCCCCCGACAAUUCCUGACGAACUGGACCUGAAAGUUCUUCGUCGUUUCCGGAGUAAGUUAUUGAGUAACUACACCUCUUGGUGCUCCUAUGUAGGCCAGAAAUCCCAGCUAGCUCUUUCUAAGCGCAACAAUAACAGCAAUGAGCUCCGGCGUGAGCUGUUGUAUGUUGCUCUCUACCUUCUAAUAUGGGGGGAAUCAGGUGAUCUCCGGUUCAUGCCCGAGUGUAUAUGCUAUAUAUAUCACCACAUGGCCAUGGAACUAAAUCAGGUUCUUGACGAAUGGACUGACCCCAACACUGGUAGGCCAUUUUUGCCUUCAAUAUAUGGUGAUUAUGCGUUUUUGAAGUCUAUUGUUAUGCCCUUUUACCAAACCAUAAAGACUGAAGUUGAUAGUGGUAACAAUGGGACCAAACCGCAUUCGGCUUGGAGGAAUUAUGAUGAUGUAAAUGAGUUCUUUUGGAGCAGGAGGUGUUUUAGGAAGCUGGGAUGGCCUAUUAAUUUUGGGAGUAAUUAUUUUGCUACGGUUGCGAAGAGUAGGAGAAUAGGCAAGACUGGAUUUGUGCAGCAGAGGUCGUUUUGGAAUGUGUUUAGGAGUUUUGAUAAGCUCUGGGUUUUGCUGAUUUUGUUUUUGCAGGCUAGUUUUAUCGUUGCUUGGGAGGGUAAUAAGUAUCCGUGGCAGGCACUGGAGAGGCGUGAUGCGCAGGUUAAGCUAUUGACUUGUUUCAUUACAUGGGGUGGGCUUCGAUUUUUGCUAUCUAUUCUUGAUGCAGGGAGUCAGUAUAGCUUGGUUUCUAGGGACACAAUGUUGCUAGGGUUGAGGAUGGUGUCAAAAUGUAUGGUUGCUUUGACAUGGACUAUUGUGUUUGGGGUGUUCUACGCAAGUAUUUGGAGUGCAAAGAAUUCUGCGGGCUUUUGGUCUGAUGAUGCAAAUCAUAGAAUUGUCACAUUUCUCGAGGCUGUCUUUGUGUUUGUUAUCCCUGAGCUGCUGGCUUUGGUGUUUUUUGUAGUUCCUUGGAUUAGGAAUGCACUUGAGGAAUUGGACUGGAGUAUUUUGUAUGUGUUGACAUAG